Messenger RNA from Cinclus cinclus, 2254 nucleotides. RefSeq names its product mitochondrial poly(A) polymerase (gene MTPAP). Gene Ontology annotation, molecular function: poly(A) RNA polymerase activity. The record is from RefSeq and is a predicted model, not a curated record. Gene Ontology annotation, cellular component: mitochondrion. NCBI's taxonomy places the organism in Eukaryota, Metazoa, Chordata, Aves, Passeriformes, Cinclidae. Bases 1 to 1716 code for a protein of 571 amino acids. The transcript is spliced from 9 exons.
AUGGCGCUCCGCGCGGGAGGGCCGGCGCUGGCGCUGCUGCGGGGCCGCCUGCACCUCCCCGGUCCCGGCACCCGCGGGCACGCCCGGCUCGGCCGCUCCGGCGCCGCCGCGCAGCCGGCUGCCGAGGAGCCGGGGGAAGAUGCUGAAGUCAGUACCAGAAAGAAGACAUUUGCUGAAGUCCUAACAGAACAACUGGAUCAAGCUGAACGGACUGUUUUAAUUAAGUGCCCAUCAAAACUUAAUGAAAAAAUAUUAUUGCAGUACUUAUCCAGUCAUGGGAAUGUUAAGAGUCAUUUCUUUUUUGAAAAUCGUGGCAUCAAUGCUUUAAUAGAGUUUUCAGAAAAGAGCAGUAUAGCCUCGUUGCAGGAUGCUGUUGGGAUCCCUAGUGCUUCAGAGUAUCAUGUUGUCCCAUUUAAAUCAAGACUUUUUACUUUCACACUGAAAAACCCAGUGAGUCAACAUGUUGAAGAGACACCACUUCACCUCUCUCCUCAGUGUCACAUUCCAGUGAAAGACCUUAUUGAAAAGCUUUGUCUUGCAGACAGUAUAAGCAGUCAGAUGUACAUUCUACUGAAUGAGUAUCAGCUUACAGAAGAAAACAUCAAGCUGCGAUUUCUGGCCUGUUCUUUGGUUCAGGAUUUUGCACGUGCGUAUUUCCCAGACAGCACAGUAAAGCCAUUUGGCUCUUCAGUCAACACGUUUGGCAAAUUGGGAUCUGAUGUGGACAUGUUUUUGGAUUUCCGUGAUACAGGAAAACAUGCUGCAAAAAUGAAAAAAGGUCCUUUUGAAAUGGAGUAUCAGAUGAAAAGAUUACCAUCUGAAAGAUUAGCAACUCAGAGGAUUCUUUCUGUGAUUGGUGACUGCCUUGAUAAUUUUGGUCCUGGCUGUGUAAAUGUACAGAAGAUCCUCAACGCCCGCUGCCCUCUGGUGAAAUUUUCCCAUCAGCCGACAGGAUUCCAGUGUGAUCUGUCAGUAAGCAACAGCAUUGCAAUCAGGAGUUCAGAACUCUUGUAUAUCUAUGGCUGUCUUGAUUCCCGUGUACGAGCAUUAGUGUUCACUAUACGGUGUUGGGCCCGUGUUCAUGGACUUACAAAUAGUGCUCCUGGUACCUGGAUUACAAACUUCUCCCUGACCAUGAUGGUCAUGUUUUUUCUGCAGAGGAGAUCGCCACCUAUCAUUCCAACCCUAGACCAACUUAAAGAGCUGGCAAAUGAAAAAGACAAGCAUAUAAUUGGAGGAUAUGAUUGCUCAUUUGUUAGUGAUUUAAGGAAGAUUAAACCUACAAAAAAUACAGAAACACUUGAUGAAUUGUUGGGUGAGUUUUUUGAAUAUUUUGGAAACUUUGAUUUCAGAAAGAAUUCCAUCAAUCUUCGAAAGGGAAAGGAAGUAAAUAAGCCUGAGUCGUCUCCUCUUUAUAUCUGGAAUCCCUUUGAACAAGACCUUAAUAUCAGCAAGAAUGUUAAUCAGCCACAGCUGGAGAAAUUUGUAGCUAUGGCCAGAGAAAGUGCCUGGAUUUUACAGAAGGAAGAUAAAACUCAGCAAAUUAUCAAUAAAGAACCUUGGGGACUGGCAGCUCUACUGAUACCAUUUGGAAAAAGUAAUUCCAGCAGGAUGAAGAAUAGGAUGAAAGGAAUGGGAAGUGAAACAAUCAGAAGCCUCUUGGACUCUUUAAAGUUAAAUAAUGCAAACAGUCAACAGAAAGCUGUGGGAAAAUGACUUUAAGCACAGAAACACAGUAGCUAAUAUUCUGUUUUAGGAAUUGAACGUGACACGGAGUCCAAAAAACAAACAUUUUAAUAUUUCUAUUAUGGGGAAUGGAGAAUCAAACACUCUGUUUUUCAUCGUGAUGAUUUUUGUACAGGUCUGCUUUCUUUCUGUACAUUUUUCUCCUCCUUACUCCUCACUUUUCCAUCUGUUUUAUGAAUGAAUAGUAAUCAAAUGUAAGUUUUACAGAUGCGUUUUGGAAGUCGCCUUCAGUUGGGCACUCUUCUGUAAAAAAGGCUGACAGGAGCAGUAUGGGAAAAAGCCUUUGGGAAUUCCCUUGGCUAGCAUACAAAUGAUAUGCUAAUUAAAAGCUCAAGAAACAGCCACCUUUCCAUGAAACCACAGUCUGAAAGAAGAUAAAUGUGUUGGAACCAUUGUUUCCAAUCCAGUCAUGUUUUGGAAGCCAGUAAAACCGAAGUGCGUGUAUCUAUUUGCAAUUGUUUUCCAUUCGUGUAGAUAGUGCCAAGACAAAAUAAAGAGAAUGGAAGUA